Messenger RNA from Rotaria sp. Silwood1, 261 nucleotides. The record is from the annotation of a GenBank genome assembly. NCBI's taxonomy places the organism in Eukaryota, Metazoa, Rotifera, Eurotatoria, Philodinida, Philodinidae.
AUGCAAACAGUAUCAUUCAAAAUUGUACGUACAUCAAAUGGUGAUUCAUGGGUUGAAGCACAUGAUAAAAUGUAUUCACCAAGUCAAAUUGGUGCUUUUGCAACAAAAGAUGCUGGUCAAAUAGCUGGUUUAAAUGUUCUUCGUGUUGUUAGUAAACCAACAGCAGCUGCAUUUGCCUAUGAUCUUCAAAAAACAAAUGACAAAAUUAUUGCAGUUUAUGAUCUUGGUGGUGGUACAUUUGAUAUAUUCAUACAGUUUUAG